Crotalus tigris (Tiger rattlesnake) is the source of this 3136-nucleotide messenger RNA. It is a transcript of the gene MTERF3, whose product is annotated as mitochondrial transcription termination factor 3. NCBI's taxonomy places the organism in Eukaryota, Metazoa, Chordata, Lepidosauria, Squamata, Viperidae. Gene Ontology annotation, biological process: regulation of DNA-templated transcription; mitochondrial ribosome assembly. The transcript has 8 exons. Gene Ontology annotation, cellular component: mitochondrion. The record is from RefSeq and is a predicted model, not a curated record. Gene Ontology annotation, molecular function: double-stranded DNA binding. Bases 265 to 1497 code for a protein of 410 amino acids.
GCCCGAGUUUCUAUGCUCGGUGGAAUUUAGAAUAGAGUAGGAUAGAAUAGAGCUGGAAGAGAUCUUGGAGGUCUUCUAGUCCAGCCUCCUGUUUAAGCAAGAGAACCUAUAGAAUUUCAGAUAAGUGGAUUUGGGGAAGGGAAGAAUGAAGGGGAGGAUUCCAUCGCUUUCCCUGGAGUAUGCUGUCGAGUGCGCUCUAAUGAGGGCAUCACCUAAAGGUGACCGAUGUUGGAGUAAAUAUAAUACAGAACUUAAAUCAGUAAGAUGCCUUUGUGGACUCGACAAUUUUCCAGAUACUGGUCUUUGUUAAAUGCAUACAAUAUUAUAAAAAGUACAGAGCUGAGAAAGCAAUCAAUAAAUAUGUGGACACGUUUUCUUGAACCGUCAUAUUUGCAGUGCUUUUGUCCUUACGGAUAUUAUUGCCACAUGCUGUUAAAGAAGUUUAGAACUUUGCAUCUGGAUAAUCACAGGCAAUUCUGCAGCUCAAGUAGUGAACCCCAACAGACCUCACUUUCUUUCAUUGACAAGCCAAAACCUGAGAUAGUACCUACUGUAGAUACCGAAGAAUUGCUUCAAGAUUUGGACGAUGAUUUGUCUAUAUCUCCCCUGGAGAAAAUUUCAGAAGAUAAGUCUCUUCAAAUCAAAGCUGCACCACCACCUCCAUUAGAAUCUUUCUCACUUAGAGAUUAUGUUGACCAUUCGGAAACAUUGCGGAAAUUGGUGCUUCUAGGUGUCAACUUGUCCAUGGUCGAAAAAAAACCAAAUGCAGGCCAGCUUCUUGUAAAACUAGAUUUUGAAAAUGAUAUUAAAAAAAUCCUUCUAUUUCUUAAGGAUAUUGGUUUGGAAGAUACACAAUUUGGGGCAUUUCUCACUAAAAAUCCUUAUAUUCUCAGUGAAGAGGUGGAAGAUCUAAAAACAAGGGUCGACUACCUAAUAUCAAAAAAAUUUUCCAAAGAGGCAGUCACACAAAUGGUCUUAAGGGCUCCAUGUUUACUUCUCCUUUCUGUGGAAAAACUGGAUGAUAGAUUGGGUUUCUUCCAAAAUGUACUUGGACUAAAUCCAAGAAAGACUAGAAAUCUGGUAAUCCGUCUUCCAAGAUUGCUAACUGGCAAACUUGAACCAAUUGAAGAAAAUCUUUCAGUAUAUGAGCAAGAACUUGGAUUUAGUAAGAAUGAAAUCCGCCAUAUUGCACACACUGUCCCUAAGAACUUAAGUAUAAGCAAAAAAAAGUUAACACAGAGUUUUGAUUACGUGCAUAAUGUAAUGGGCAUUUCCCACAGACUUAUGGUACAUUUUCCUCAGAUUUUUAAUACAAAAUUUUUACGAAUCAAAGAAAGACAUCUAUUUCUUAAGUUCCUGGGAAGGGCCCAAUAUGAUCCGGAGCAACCAAGUUACAUCUCCUUGGAAAAAUUGAUAGCCUUGCCAGAUGAUGUGUUUUGUGCUGAAGUUGCUAAAGCAGAAAAAACAGACUUUGAAAAAUUUUUGAAAACGCUGUAAAGAACUUUUUUUAAAUAUAAACACAUCUGGUAGUAUGCCUUUCAACUGCAAAUUUUGACAAAACUUUGUCAAUAAGUAAACUGACUUCUAAAUAUGGAAACUAAUUUAGAAAUAAGAUAGCACUUGUAUCCAAGUGUGCUGAUAAAUGUUCCAUAAGAAAACAAAACAUCAUAAACCAAGUAAAAGGAUGAUUGAGCAUUUAUAAUCAUGAGUGCAGCCACCAGUGUUUUCUGUCAGUGACCUAGAUGUAAUGUUUACCUAAGUAUAAAAAUACCUGGUUUUAGAUUUAUUCCACAGUGAAUAAACCAAUAUUAUUACAUUCAAUUGGUAGCAUCUUUUCAGAUGAACAUAAAUGUGAAAUACAGCUCACUUCAUUAGAUGCAGCGGAGUUACUAGACUGAUGCAAGAUUUAAACUGGGAAGAGGUGAGAGAAGGAGAGGUCAUUAUGCAAAUGCAGGUUACAUUCGAGACAAAUAAUUUUUUUCCCUAUUAAAUAUACUGUGUAACCAUAAUAAUUAUAAAUCACAUCAAACCAAAAGUCUGUUUUUCAUCCAUUUUAGGGGCUGUAUUCACCUCAGGUCUGUCUGUUUUGCAUGGCUGCAUUCUACAAUUGUAUAAUUUUGUGGCAUAUUCCAAUCCCUAACACAGCAUUGUCCUCAGCCCCUGGCGUGCUUUCCCUGUCAAAUCGUCCCAGCUCCCAUUCUUUCUCCUUCUCCUGCAAACCAGCCUCUGAAGGGGGCAUUUCAUACAUUUGCCAUCACCAGUCUAGAGACAGAGGAUUUCUCUAUGCACUUCCAUCCCACUCUCUACUUUUGCAUUGCAAAGGAUUAUAAUGAUUUACUGACCUUGGCCUUUAUACAAGUGAGUUCUGUAUCUACAGUUCUAUUCUAGGUCAUAUUUGAUAAUAUGAUGUUACGGUCACAAUGGAACCAGCACAAAAUAGAUCUGCAUGUCCAAUGCAGAAAUUAUAACUGCAACUGGGUUGGUUCCUAGGAUAUCCAAGAUGUAAAGCCACUAUCUGUAUUUUAAAUGGAAAAGCAGAACUUUCAGGAAACUUUUUUCCUUAAUUCUUAUACCCACAGGUCCUUCCAAAUUGAGUAGUUAAAUUUCCUGAAGUUCUUAGAAAUUUCUCAGUGCUAUUGUUAGCCUGAGAGGAGCCAAGCAAAUGUACUUCCUGAAGCUGAUGUACAUACCUUUUUGCUAGUGGGUAAAUGACAGAAGUAAGGUGUCUUGUGGCAAUGUUCUUGCUGCUUCAUUUUGCUGUAUGAAAUGAUUGGCUCCCUAAAGAAGUGUGGAUGCAAAAUGGAGAAAUGAUUUCCAUAUUUAAGAAAUCAUGUUCAGUCAGAGAUCUUGGAUUGCUAUUGUGUGAGCUACACCAUGGUAAGAAGUUCUGCACCUUAUAAGCAAUCUGAUUUAACCUGUAAUUCCAAAAUACAUUUUCACAUUAAACUAUUCUAAUAAAUAGUAAUCCAAAUGAUUGUUAACUCAGAAGGAAAAGGGAAACCUAAUAUUUGGAUAUGAUGCUUUCCAAAAUAUAGCAUGAAGAUGUUAUAAUUUACAGUUUACUUGUAUUCCAUCCAAAGUUCCUUUCUGAAGGAGAUGGGCAGUUUCUACAUUUGAUAAUAAAAAAUAUUUUAUG